Sorex araneus (European shrew) is the source of this 9796-nucleotide messenger RNA. RefSeq names its product piezo type mechanosensitive ion channel component 2 (gene PIEZO2). Gene Ontology annotation, biological process: regulation of membrane potential; cellular response to mechanical stimulus; detection of mechanical stimulus. Lineage: Eukaryota; Metazoa; Chordata; Mammalia; Eulipotyphla; Soricidae. The transcript has 56 exons. Bases 1 to 8625 code for a protein of 2874 amino acids. The record is from RefSeq and is a predicted model, not a curated record. Gene Ontology annotation, molecular function: mechanosensitive monoatomic ion channel activity; monoatomic cation channel activity. Gene Ontology annotation, cellular component: plasma membrane.
AUGGCCUCGGAAGUGGUGUGCGGGCUCGUCUUCAGGCUGUUGCUGCCCAUCUGUCUGGCAGUAGCAUGUGCAUUCCGAUACAAUGGACUCUCCUUUGUCUACCUCAUCUACCUCUUGCUCAUUCCUCUGUUCUCAGAACCAACAAAAACUACAAUGCAAGGACAUACAGGACGCUUGUUAAAGUCUCUUUGCUUCACCAGUCUUUCUUUCCUGUUGCUUCACAUCAUUUUUCACAUCACAUUGGCUAGUCUUGAAGCUCAACACCGCAUUGCACCUGGUUACAACUGUUCAACCUGGGAGAAGACAUUUCGGCAGAUUGGCUUUGAAAGCUUAAAAGGUGCUGAUGCUGGCAAUGGAAUCAGAGUGUUUGUACCUGAUAUCGGCAUGUUCAUUGCGAGUCUCACCAUCUGGCUCGUCUGUCGAAACAUUGUUCAGAAACCAGUGACUGAAGAAGCUGUCCAGUAUAACUCAGAGUUUGAAAAUGAAGAAUUGGUUGAGGGAGAAAAAAUAGAUCCCGAAGAGGCUCUGAUUUAUGAAGAAGACUUGGAUGAUGGAGCCGGUGUUGAAAGGGAGUUGGAAGAAAGCACAAAAUUAAAAAUGUUCCGCCGGCUUGCCUCUGUGGCGUCCAAGCUUAAGGAGUUUAUCGGCAACAUGAUAACCACUGCAGGAAAGGUGGUUGUGACCAUUUUACUGGGCUCAUCAGGAAUGAUGCUGCCAUCUUUGACAUCAUCUGUGUAUUUCUUUGUGUUUUUGGGUCUGUGCACUUGGUGGUCCUGGUGCCGGACCUUUGAUCCAUUGUUGUUCAGCUGUCUCUGUGUUCUACUGGCUAUUUUCACGGCGGGACACCUAAUUGGACUUUAUUUAUACCAAUUUCAGUUCUUCCAAGAAGCAGUUCCACCAAAUGACUACUAUGCUAGGUUGUUUGGUAUCAAAUCAGUCAUUCAAAUAGACUGUUCCAGCACUUGGAAGAUCAUAGCAAAUCCAGACCUAUCAUGGUAUCAUCAUGCCAACCCCAUCCUCCUGCUGGUGAUGUACUACACAUUGGCAACUCUGAUUCGCAUCUGGCUUCAGGAACCCCUUGUGCUAGAGGAGAAGCCCAAGGAAGAGGACAGGGCACUGGCCUGCAGUCCCAUCCAGAUCACUGCAGACAGGAGGCGCAGCCUGUGGUAUGCUACGCAUUACCCGACUGACGAGAGAAAACUUUUGUCAAUGACCCAAGAUGACUACAAACCAUCUGAUGGCCUUCUGGUGACUGUGAAUGGCAAUCCUGUGGAUUACCACACCAUCCACCCCAGUCUGCCCAUUGAGAAUGGGCCCGCCAAAGCCGACCUGUACUCCACCCCACAGUACCGCUGGGAGCCCUCUGACGACACCGCAGAAAAGAAAGAGGAGGAAGAGGAUGACAAAGAGGAAUAUGAAGAGGAAAGAAGCCUUGAGGAGAAGAGAAGUGUUAAAGUUCAUGCCAUGGUCUCUGUGUUCCAGUUUAUUAUGAAACAAAGUUACAUCUGUGCCCUUAUUGCUAUGAUGGCUUGGAGCAUCACCUAUCACAGCUGGUUGACUUUCGUGUUGUUGAUUUGGUCCUGCACUCUUUGGAUGAUUCGUAACAGAAGAAAAUAUGCCAUGAUUAGCUCUCCUUUCAUGGUUGUUUAUGGAAAUCUGUUGCUGAUAUUGCAAUAUAUAUGGAGUUUUGAACUUCCUGAAAUUAAAAAGGUCCCAGGAUUUUUGGAAAAGAAAGAGCCAGGAGAACUUGCCUCAAAAAUCCUUUUCACCAUUACUUUUUGGCUGCUGCUAAGGCAGCAUCUUACAGAGCAAAAAGCUCUUCAAGAGAAGGAAGCUCUUUUAUCUGAGGUCAAAAUCGGUGAGAGUCAAGAAAAUGAAGAAAAAGAUGAAGAGGAAGACAUCAAAGUGGAAGGGGAAGCUGAAAAGAAGGAUGAGGAAGAGAGAGCUAAGGAAGAGAAGCAUGAGGAAGAAGAAGCUAAGGAAGAGAAGCAAGAAAGAAAAAAAGAAGAGGAAGUGGAAAUGGAUGAAGAUGACGACCAGGACAUCAUGAAGGUGUUGGGCAAUUUGGUGGUGGCCAUGUUCAUCAAGUACUGGAUCUAUGUCUGCGGAGGAAUGUUCUUCUUUGUCAGCUUUGAGGGUAAAAUUGUGAUGUACAAGAUCAUCUACAUGGUGCUGUUUCUGUUCUGUGUGGCCUUAUAUCAGGUACAUUACGAAUGGUGGAGACGAAUGCUAAAAUAUUUUUGGAUGUCAGUGGUUAUUUACACGAUGCUGGUGCUUAUAUUUAUCUAUACAUAUCAAUUUGAAAACUUCCCAGGCCUAUGGCAAAAUAUGACUGGGCUGAAAAAAGAAAAACUCGAGGAUCUCGGUUUAAAGCAGUUUACGGUGGCAGAGCUAUUUACACGUAUAUUCAUCCCCACCUCCUUUCUGCUAGUGUGCAUUUUACACCUUCACUAUUUUCAUGAUCGGUUCCUCGAACUCACAGACCUGAAGUCCAUUCCCAGAAAAGAAGACAGCGCCAUCUACAGCCAUGCCAAAGUCAAUGGGCGUGUCUAUCUAAUUAUAAAUAGCAUCAAGAAAAAAUUACCAAUCCACCAAAAUGAACUGGCUCACCCAGAAGGAAGCCUCCCAGACCUCACCAUGAUGAAUUACACGGCCAGCCUGGAGAAGCUGGAGAUGAAGAAGUUGGCAGAUCCUGAGGAGGAGAAGCUAGAGGCUUUCUCUGAAAACAAGGAGAAGGGGGAGCUGGAGAAAGACAGUGAGGAUGAGGAGGAAGAGGUGGAAGAGGAAGAGGAAGAGGAAGAGACAUCAGAUUUGAAGAACAAAUGGCACUUGGUGAUCGACCGCCUCACGGUGCUCUUCUUAAAAUUCCUCGAGUAUUUUCACAAGCUACAGGUGUUCAUGUGGUGGAUUUUAGAGCUGCACAUCAUCAAAAUUGUCUCAUCAUACAUUAUCUGGGUUACAGUGAAAGAGGUGUCCCUGUUCAACUAUGUAUUUCUGAUUUCUUGGGCUUUUGCUCUGCCAUAUGCCAAGCUACGCCGUCUGGCUUCAAGUGUCUGCACUGUCUGGACAUGUGUGAUCAUCGUCUGCAAAAUGUUAUACCAGCUUCAAACCAUUAAUCCUGAGAACUUUUCAAUUACCUGUCGCUGGCCAAAUGAAAAUCAAACAAAUAUACCCAACGAACAGCGGAACAUGUCUCUGCUGUACCGUGCACCUAUUGAUCCAACGGAGUGGGUCGGCCUGAGGAAGUCUUCUCCCUUGCUAGUCUACCUAAGGAAUAAUCUCCUGAUGUUGGCUAUUCUGGCCUUUGAGGUCACAAUUUACCGCCAUCAGGAAUACUAUCGAGGGCGGAACAACCUGACAGCCCCCGUGUCUAAAACCAUCUUCCACGACAUUACACGGCUCCAUUUAGAUGAUGGAAUUAUUAAUUGUGCCAAAUAUUUCAUAAACUACUUCUUUUACAAGUUUGGUCUGGAGACCUGUUUCCUAAUGUCAGUAAACGUAAUUGGUCAGCGAAUGGAUUUCUAUGCCAUGAUUCAUGCCUGCUGGCUGAUCGCUGUCUUGUAUCGACGCAGAAGAAAAGCCAUCGCGGAGGUCUGGCCCAAGUACUGCUGCUUCCUAGCAUGUAUAAUCACCUUCCAGUAUUUUGUCUGCAUUGGCAUUCCUCCUGCCCCUUGCAGAGAUUACCCAUGGAGAUUCAAAGAUGCCAACUUCAAUAACAACAUCAUAAAGUGGCUGUACUUCCCAGACUUCAUUGUACGGCCCAACCCUGUGUUUCUCGUCUAUGACUUCAUGCUCCUUCUCUGCGCCUCCUUACAAAGGCAGAUUUUUGAGGACGAAAAUAAAGCAGCAGUGCGAAUCAUGGCGGGGGACAAUGUUGAGAUUUGCAUGAACCUUGAUGCAGCCUCCUUCAGCCAACAUAAUCCUGUGCCAGAUUUCAUUCACUGCAGGUCUUACUUAGACAUGUCCAAAGUGAUCAUCUUCAGCUACCUCUUUUGGUUUGUCCUCACCAUCAUUUUCAUCACGGGGACAACCAGGAUCAGCAUCUUUUGCAUGGGCUACUUGGUGGCCUGCUUCUAUUUCCUGCUCUUUGGCGGUGAUUUGCUAUUGAAACCCAUCAAGAGCAUCCUGCGCUACUGGGACUGGCUGAUUGCAUACAAUGUUUUUGUGAUCACAAUGAAAAACAUACUGUCAAUAGGAGCAUGUGGAUAUAUUGAGUACUUGGUUAAAAAUAGCUGUUGGUUGAUUCAAGCUUUCAGCCUGGCUUGUACCGUCAAAGGCUAUAAAUUGCCUGAUUCUGAUACAUCAUGUAAACUCCCCAGUGGUGAGGCAGGGAUUAUUUGGGACAGCAUAUGUUUUGCCUUCCUCCUGUUGCAGAGAAGAGUCUUCAUGAGUUACUAUUUCCUACAUGUUGUAGCUGAUAUAAAAGCCUCACAGAUUCUGGCAUCAAGAGGGGCGGAGCUCUUCCAGGCCACAAUUGUAAAGGCUGUCAAAGCAAGGAUUGAGGAAGAGAAAAAGUCAAUGGACCAGCUGAAGAGGCAGAUGGAUCGCAUCAAGGCCAGACAACAGAAAUACAAAAAGGGUAAGGAGAGGAUGCUGAGCUUGACCCAGGAAUCAGGGGAAGGCCAGGACAUCCAAAAUCUCUCCGAAGAAGAUGAUGAAAGAGAAGCAGACAAACAGAAAGCCAAGGGCAAAAAAAAGCAGUGGUGGCGGCCUUGGGUUGAUCAUGCUUCCAUGGUCAGGAGUGGAGAUUAUUAUUUGUUUGAAACGGAUAGUGAAGAGGAAGAAGAAGAAGAAUUAAGAAAGGAAGAUGAAGAACCUCCACGAAAGUCAGCCUUUCAGAGAGCUAUUGGGAAGUUUGCAUCAGCCAUUUUAGCCUUGCCAAAGUCUGUCAUUAAACUUCCCAAAACUAUUCUUCAGUAUUUAAUCAGAGCUGCAAAGUUUGUUUACCAAGCAUGGAUCACAGACCCUAAAACAGCACUCCGACAGAGGCGCAGAGAGAAAAGGCGAACUGCAAGAGAAGAAAAGAAGAGAAGGAGGAAGGCAUCUGGGGGCGGUCCUGUGGAAUGGGCGCAACACGAGGAAGAACUGGCCAAAAAGAAAUCUGAUGGACCAGAUAAUAUCAUCAAGAGGAUAUUUAAUAUUUUGAAAUUUACCUGGGUUCUGUUUCUGGCCACGGUGGACAGCUUCACGACAUGGCUUAACUCCAUCUCAAGGGAGCACAUCGAUAUCUCGACAGUUCUGAGAAUUGAAAGGUGCAUGCUGACCAGAGAAAUUAAAAAGGGCAACGUUCCCACUCGGGAGAGCAUCCACAUGUACUAUCAGAACCACAUCAUGAAUCUUUCCAGAGAGUCGGGACUGGACACAAUUGACGACCAUCCUGGCCCCUCCUCUGGGGCCCAGACAGCCCACAGGAUGGAUAGCUUAGACUCACAUGACAGUAUCUCCAGCUGCUACACUGAAGCAACCACGCUGCUGUUCUCAAGGCAGUCUACCCUUGAUGAUUUAGAUGGACCAGAAACUGUUCCUAAAACAAGUGAGCGUGCACGUCCUAGGCUCCGUAAAAUGUUCAGCAUGGAUAUGUCCUCCUCAUCAGCUGACAGUGGCAGUUUAGCAUCAAGUGAGCCCACACAGUGCACCCUGCUCUACUCACGCCAGGGGACCACAGAAACUAUAGAGGAGGUGGAGACCGAGCAGGACGAGGAGGUAGGGGCCAUUGCAGGCCCUGAAGAGGGAGCAGAAACUGAGAUGGAUGUAGGCCCUGAGGGGAUUGCUGAAGAGGAGGAGGUGGGCCUCACCCCGGACACGGAGUUGCUCCAGUACUCCACUGAGGAGGGUGAUGUGGAGGUGCCCCCCUCCUACAGCAAGGCGGUCAGCUUCGAGCACCUGUCCUUCGGCUCUCCAGAUGGCUGCGGAGGUCAGAACCACAUGGCAGUCAGCCCUGACGACAGUCGUUCCGACAGGCUGGAUUUCAGCAUCCUGCCCCCUCUGACCCACGAGCUGACAGCCAGCGAGUUACUGCUGAACAAGAUGUUCCGUGAUGAUGAGCUUGAAGAAUCUGAGAAAUUCUAUGUUGGCCAGCCCCGGUUCUUACUCCUGUUCUAUGCCAUGUACAAUACUCUGGUGGCCCGCUCAGAGAUGGUGUGCUAUUUUGUGAUUAUCCUCAACCACAUGGUCUCUGCCUCCGUGAUCACCCUUGUGCUUCCCAUUCUGAUCUUCCUCUGGGCCAUGCUGUCUGUCCCUCGGCCCAGCAGACGGUUCUGGAUGAUGGCCAUUAUCUAUACAGAGGUAGCAAUUGUGGUCAAAUACUUCUUCCAAUUUGGGUUCUUUCCCUGGAAUAAGAAUGUGGAAAUAAACAAAGAUAAACCUUACCACCCACCAAAUAUCAUAGGAGUGGAAAAGAAGGAAGGUUAUGUUCUUUAUGAUCUCAUUCAGCUGCUGGCUCUUUUCUUCCACCGAUCAAUUUUGAAGUGCCAUGGUUUGUGGGAUGAGGAUGACAUCAUUGACACUGGCACGGAAAAGGAGGAAUCAGAUGAUGAGCUCUCACUCAGUCAUGGACGAAGAGCCUCCUCGGAUUCUUUGAAAUCCAUCAACCUGGCUGCAUCUGUGGAGUCUGUGCAUGUGUCCUUCCCGGAGCAGCCUACAGCCAUCCGGAGAAAACGCUCAGACUGCAGUUCCCAGAUUUCUCCAGGGUCCAGCUUUUCUUCAACGAGGUCCAAAAGAGGCAGCACCAGCACCCAAAACAGCAGUCAAAGAGGAAGCAGUAUUUUGAGUAUCAAACCAAAGAACAAAAGACAACUCUACAUGGAGAAGCUUCAAGAACAUUUUAUGAAAGCCAAAGCAUUUACCUUAAAGAAGACUCUACAUAUAUAUGUGCCCAUCAGACAGUUCUUUUACAACCUCAUCCACCCAGACUACAGUGCUGUGACUGAUGUGUAUGUGCUCAUGUUCCUGGCAGACACGGUUGACUUUAUCAUCAUCGUCUUUGGCUUUUGGGCCUUUGGGAAACACUCAGCAGCUGCAGACAUCACAUCUUCGCUCUCUGAGGAUCAGGUCCCUGGACCAUUUUUAGUGAUGGUCCUCAUUCAGUUUGGCACCAUGGUGGUGGACCGGGCACUCUACCUUAGAAAGACUGUCUUGGGAAAGGUCAUCUUCCAGGUCAUUCUCGUGUUUGGAAUUCACUUCUGGAUGUUCUUUAUCUUGCCUAUUGUGACUGAGAGGAAAUUCAGUCAGAAUCUGGUUGCUCAGCUUUGGUACUUUGUGAAAUGUCUUUACUUCGGCUUGUCUGCUUACCAAAUCCGGUGUGGCUACCCAACACGGGUCCUCGGGAAUUUCCUCACAAAGAGCUAUAAUUACGUCAAUCUCUUCCUAUUUCAAGGGUUCCGCCUCGUCCCAUUUCUGACUGAGCUGAGGGCCGUGAUGGACUGGGUGUGGACAGACACAACCCUGAGUCUCUCCAGCUGGAUCUGCGUGGAGGACAUCUAUGCGCAUAUAUUCAUCCUCAAGUGUUGGCGGGAGUCAGAAAAAAGAUACCCACAGCCCCGGGGACAGAAGAAGAAGAAGGUGGUGAAGUAUGGCAUGGGGGGCAUGAUCAUCGUCCUGCUCAUCUGUAUUGUCUGGUUUCCUCUUCUCUUCAUGUCCUUGAUCAAAUCCGUUGCUGGGGUGAUCAAUCAGCCCCUAGAUGUCUCCGUUACGAUUACCCUGGGAGGGUAUCAGCCUAUUUUUACAAUGAGUGCCCAGCAAAGCCAAUUGAAAGUGAUGGAGCAGAUAGAGUUUAAUAAAUUUAUGAAUACCUUUUCUUCUGACACAGGUGCUAUGCAAUUUCUGGAAAAUUAUGAAAAAGAAGACAUAACGGUAGCAGAACUGGAAGGAAACUCAAAUUCUUUGUGGACCAUCAGCCCUCCCAGUAAGCAGAAAAUGAUAAGCGAACUCCUGGACCCCAAUAGUAGCUUCUCUGUUGUUUUUUCAUGGAGUAUUCAGAGAAACAUGAGUCUGGGUGCAAAAGCAGAAGUAGCAACAGAUAAGCUUUCAUUUACUCUUACAAAUAGCACUCGGGAGAAUAUAGCUAAAAUGAUAUCUGGCAACGACACAGAAAGUUCAAAAACACCAGUAACUAUUGAGAGAAUCUACCCCUAUUAUGUGAAAGCACCGAGUGAUUCUAAUUCCAAACCAGUAAGACAACUUUUAUCUGAAAAUAAUUUUAUGAAUAUCACCAUCAUUUUGUCCAGAGACAAUGCAACUGAUUCUAAUAGUGAGUGGUGGGUUCUCAAUCUGACUGGAAAUAGAAUAUACAAUCAGCAUGCUCAGUCCUUGGAACUGGUGGUCUUCAAUGACAAAGUCAGCCCCCCUAGUCUAGGGUUCCUGGCUGGCUACGGUAUCAUGGGACUGUAUGCUUCAGUGGUCCUUGUAAUUGGAAAGUUUGUCCGUGAAUUCUUCAGUGGAAUUUCUCACUCCAUCAUGUUUGAAGAGCUUCCAAACGUAGAUCGAAUUUUGAAAUUAUGCACAGAUAUUUUUUUAGUUCGAGAGACAGGAGAACUGGAAUUAGAGGAAGACCUCUAUGCCAAAUUAAUAUUCCUGUAUCGUUCACCAGAAACCAUGAUCAAAUGGACUAGAGAAAAGACAAAUUGAUACUUUUUGACACACAGACUGCAAGUCAAGUUAACAUUUGAAUUUUCAACAAAGGAAGAAAAGAGAAAAAGCACAAUAUUCUCCCCAGAGCUGAGCAUUUUUCAUUCAAUAGAAAUGAUUUCUUCUCGGGAAGGUGGCCCAAAGGAGUUGACAGGUUUUGGUAGUCAGUUAACUCUGAACGUUGAAGCACUGUUAAAAAAAUUAUUUGUAAUUCCAUUUCUCUGAAAUCAGGGCUACUUGCUUUAUGUUUUAGUCAACAGUGUGUUUUGCAUUCUGAUCGACUCUGUGAAGUUCUCCUUCCUCAGAGAGACAGAGGAAAAGGAGAAGUAACUUCCUGUGAGGCCAUGAGCCCUUUCUGUAAAGAUGAUAUCAUUUGAAUGACAGAGCUCUGUCACCGGUGGGGAAGCUGCUAUUGAGAACAGAUGGGCCCUCAGCACACCCCAAAUAUGCAACAGCAAUCGGAGGCUGCAAACUCCUACACAUAUUUCUGGGGAGAAGAGAGGGAGCUGAUGGUUCCUGGGGCAGCCAGUGGAAGGAUAUAAGCCUCAUUCUAAGCAAAAAGAAAACUUUAGUGACACUCUUACUGCCUUAUCUUAACUGAAGACUAAGGGAUCUUUCCAUUCAACACCAGUGACUUCUCAGGAAAAACCAACCAAAAAGCAGCAAAACAAAUCUGUGGACACCUGCUUUGUUGAGACCCAGUGAGUGACUCACUUCAGUGGAGGUGGCCGCCGAGCUCCACAGUUACUUCCCUCAAGACACAAUCACUCGGUCAAGAACUGAAGACGCACCCACUGACUGUGGAAUACUUUGACUUUGUAACUCUUUCGUUGGUCUUGGUCAUGGUCCCUCUUUGACCUUUUCCUAUCCCCAACAGCUUCUCCCAUUUCAAUGAUUUAAGGCAAUGUUUUUUUCCAAGUAUGUGACAUUUUCCUUCCUGUUUUUCAGGUAUAUCAAAGAGUUUACAUAUUCCAAUUCACAUUUUUACAUCUGAGACGGGUUUUUUAAGUUCAUAAUUAUGGAAGAAAUAUGUAUAUUGAGCUUGGGGAAAUAAAACUGGCCUUUCUUAAAUUAUUAUUAUUGGUAAUACAACCUCUUCAUUAAAUACCAGUGUAGCAUGAAAAUUUAUGACUGAAAUGUAGUUUUCAUUCCAUAUAAAAUACGAUUUCUG